Messenger RNA from Anopheles gambiae (African malaria mosquito), 6965 nucleotides. RefSeq names its product acetylcholine receptor subunit beta-like 1 (gene nAChRbeta1). Gene Ontology annotation, cellular component: neuron projection; postsynaptic membrane; synapse. Gene Ontology annotation, molecular function: acetylcholine-gated monoatomic cation-selective channel activity; transmembrane signaling receptor activity. The record is from RefSeq and is a predicted model, not a curated record. The coding region runs from base 903 to 2462 and encodes 519 amino acids. Lineage: Eukaryota; Metazoa; Arthropoda; Insecta; Diptera; Culicidae. Gene Ontology annotation, biological process: regulation of membrane potential; signal transduction; monoatomic ion transmembrane transport. The transcript has 6 exons.
CUACCAUGGCAUGGUUAGCAGUCAGCAGCUUGCGUUGUUAUCAGCAACAGCGGCAGCAGCUCUGCCAUACAGGGUAGCCUUGCCCCAAAAUCAUCGCCCCAACUGGACGACGGCCCGCGGCGGCAGUAGCGAGAGCGAGCGUGCUAGCACACUACUACCACUCUACCAGCACGCACGCAGCACGCAAGGAUCUGCAGCACUGAAGGUGCGUGUGUUUGCCGCACGCGUAUAUGUGGUAGUGGCGGCAGUGUUUCGUUCACAGAUAAAGGAGUGCCCCGCAGUUUAGAGGAAAUUCACAGCAAUUCGCGAUAACGUGAUAGCGUGAACACAAAAGAGGGAUUUGUCGGUGAGUGACAGUGCGUGCAUGUGUGUGUAUGUGAAUCUGCCCCCCAUUCAUCACGCCAUGUCCAGCUAACUGAGUAAAGUACACCGCGUAGGUGCCUUCCCUUCAUCUCCCUCUUCCCAUCCAUCUCUACUGGCAGUGGGUGAGGAAAGGCGUUUCCUCGCUGUGGUAUUUUCCUUACCCCAACCCAACCCAUCCCACCACAUCCACACUUCUAUCUCUCUCUCUUCAACGUCACACACACUCGUGCACGUUCGGGAGUGCACACGCACUCGCGUGUUAGUGCGAUACCUGGUGCGAUUCGGUAAUGUCGCACGGCGAUCCUUUCCGCGAUUAGCCGUAGUCGUCCUCGUCGUCGUUCCAGAGCGUGUGAAACACCUGGUGGAGGUGGUGCUGCAGUGUGUAGAAGGUACUGCUAGCUGCUCUGGCACGCCAGUAACUCGUUGGAAAGUUGAGGCGCUGGGGUACAGCAGCACACGAGCGGUGAGGCGUUGGCCCUCGUGACGUGGCGUGACGUUGUGCAGUAAUCGGAAGAAACGGGUAUCACAUUGCGGGCAAGAUGCGUCCGAGUGUGCUAAUCCUGUCGGUGCUGUUAGCGCUGCAGCAGUAUCUAGGGAUGGGGUCAUGUUCGGAGGACGAGGAACGGCUGGUGCGUGACCUGUUUCGCGGUUACAACAAGCUCAUUCGCCCGGUACAAAACAUGACACAGAAGGUGGACGUGCGGUUCGGACUCGCCUUCGUGCAGCUGAUUAACGUGAACGAGAAGAAUCAGAUUAUGAAAUCGAACGUGUGGUUGCGGUUGGUGUGGAGCGACUAUCAGCUGCAAUGGGACGAGGCUGAUUACGGCGGCAUCGGGGUACUGCGGCUGCCCCCAGACAAGGUCUGGAAGCCGGACAUUGUGCUGUUCAACAAUGCCGAUGGUAACUACGAGGUGCGCUACAAAUCAAACGUGCUGAUCUACCCGAACGGUGAGGUACUGUGGGUACCGCCCGCCAUCUAUCAAAGCUCUUGCACGAUCGACGUCACCUACUUCCCGUUCGACCAGCAGACCUGCAUCAUGAAGUUCGGUUCGUGGACGUUCAACGGUGAUCAGGUGUCGCUAGCCCUCUACAACAACAAGAACUUCGUCGACCUGUCCGACUACUGGAAGUCGGGAACGUGGGACAUUAUCGAAGUGCCCGCCUACCUCAACGUGUACGAGGGCAAUCCGACCGAGACGGACAUCACAUUUUACAUCAUUAUCCGGCGCAAGACACUCUUCUACACGGUCAACUUGAUACUGCCCACCGUGCUGAUCUCGUUCUUGUGCGUGCUCGUCUUCUACCUGCCUGCCGAGGCGGGUGAAAAGGUGACGCUCGGCAUCAGCAUUCUCCUGUCACUGGUUGUGUUUCUGUUGCUGGUUUCGAAAAUUUUGCCACCCACCUCGCUGGUGCUGCCACUGAUCGCCAAGUAUCUGCUGUUCACCUUUAUCAUGAACACGGUCUCGAUCCUGGUGACGGUGAUCAUCAUCAACUGGAACUUCCGCGGUCCGCGCACGCACCGGAUGCCGAUGUGGAUCCGGUCCGUCUUUCUGCACUAUCUGCCCGCGAUGCUGCUGAUGAAGCGCCCGCGCAAGACGCGCCUGCGCUGGAUGAUGGAGAUGCCGGGCAUGAGCGUGCCGCCGCAGCCGCACACCCACCCGUCGUAUGGAUCGCCCGCCGAGAUACCGAAGCACAUUAGUGCGCUCGGCGCGAAGCAGUCGAAGAUGGAGGUGAUGGAGCUGUCCGAUCUGCACCAUCCGAACUGCAAGAUGAACCGGAAGCUGAACAGUGGCGAUCUCGGGAUCGGCGCGGAUAGCUGCCGCCGGGAGAGCGAAAGCUCUGACUCAAUCUUGCUGUCGCCCGAGGCUAGCAAGGCGACCGAGGCAGUCGAGUUCAUAGCCGAGCAUCUGCGCAACGAAGAUCUGUACAUACAGACACGGGAGGAUUGGAAGUACGUCGCGAUGGUGAUCGAUCGGUUGCAGCUUUACAUUUUCUUCAUCGUCACCACGGCCGGUACGGUCGGUAUACUGAUGGAUGCGCCGCACAUCUUCGAGUACGUCGAUCAGGACCGCAUCAUCGAGAUCUACCGUGGCAAGUAAAGGAUAGGGGCAAGCAUCCAACAACCACACAAAUGCACACACACACACACACACACACACACACACACACACACACACACACACACACACACACACACACACACACACACACACACACACACACACACACACACACACACACACACACACAUACAGACACGCAUAGAACACAUACAACUGUAACCUCCAAGUGCACAAUGUGGCAUGGCUGAAACGAAGAAGCGCUGUUGGCCGCGCUUCCGGCUCGAGAGUGGUCUCGAAUGCGGUACCCUCCCUUUCAGCAAUAGUUCAUUUUUUAGGGUGAGUCAUAUACCCGUACGCACAAUCCUCGAUCAAACAGCACUCCAUCGGAUGGCAGGCCCACGUUCAACUACUUCGCUAUUUCGGACAGAUAGUCAUCGGUCCAGUGCCUGAUAAGUAUAUAAGGUGCAAUUUGUCUAGUUCACACUCGCGGUGAGGCACGGUUCCCGCAACCAUAGAAAAGCAAGAAGAAGGAAAAAAUCAACAAUCGCAAUGCAUUUUGACAGGUUCGUUAAAUAGUUGCCUAGACAUCGUUUACCCCAUUAAUUGCCAGUAAGGAAGACAUAAGCAAGAGAGCGACGAAGAGAAAUAUAGAGCGAGAGAGAGAGAGAGAGAGAGAGAGAGAGAAAGAGAAAGAGAGAGAGAAAGAAAGAAAGAGAGAGAGAGAGAGAGAGAGAGAGAGAGAGAGAGGGGGGGAAGAGAGAGGAAGAGAGAGAUAACGAAUGAAAGCCGGUCAACACUGGUACCACAAUAGCCAAUACACAUCAGAGUUGCGCCAGCCAAACGUUAAGUUUCUGUAGAUACUACCUUAUCGUUUAAUUGCAAUAACCAACAUGCGGGUAAUUGGGGAAGCAAUAGUAUUCGCCAUCUCGUUGCUGCUAGACAGUGUGCUGCCUGCCCAAACGUUGCUUACCGUCGAAUUGAAGCAAUUCUUGUACUUGUUUUAUGUGACAGAUAGAGAGAAGAUGAGAGAAAUCCGGAAAACCUGAAAAAGAUAAAAAAGAAAUAAAUAGAGCAAGAGAGAGAAAGAGAUAGACAGAUAAAGAGAAAGAGAGAGAGGGAGAGAGAGAGAGAAAGGGGAGGGAGAAGCAGAAUAAGUUAAGAAACGCUGCACAACCAUUAUAGCAAACAAUAAGAAAGGAACUUUUACCGUCAUAAGCAGCAGCAGCCACACACAUGUUCAUCCAGCAGCAUUAACCCUACACUUUACACAGUUACACGAUCGCACAUACACAUGUAGUGUUUGUUGUACAGCUUGGCGGAAAAUAGCGUCUGCAGGUUUGCUAAUCAACCACUAACGACAAAGGACAGUCGUCAAAUUGGUAUAACACUCUGCCGAAACGCCAAUAUGUAGCUCAUUCGAGUAAGAGAGAGAUAGUUAAAUAGAGAAAGGAAUAAAGAGGAGAGAGAGAGAGAGAGAAGAGAGAGAGAGAGAGAGAGAGAGAGAGAGAGAGAAAGGGGGGGUAGAGUGAAAAAGGAGGGAAGAGAAAGAGAGAUGAAUGAAGAGGACAACAAUGCUUCAAUCAGAGUAUUAAAAGGGGAAGCAAUUUGCCAAGGUCGUUGACUGUUAAUUUUUUUAUAUCGAAUAAUCUUUAAGUAGCUCAAUAUUACCUAUUCGUUAACGUACGAUCCAACGGAGGGAAGAAAUGGGGAUACAUCUAUAAGGAGAGUAGCAAAACUAUAACUAUUCGAAUGUUGGCACGUUUAAUUAAAGAAAGUGCAAGAAAACUGGAGAGCGAGGCAGAGCGAAAAAGCGAUAGGCUAAACCAAAAGGCAAUACGUGUUUCGCGAAAAAUAGCAGGAUUCCCCUUUUCCCCUGUAACUCUUCAAUGUUGUGGAGCUGUACCCACAUUGAGGAUAAAUGGAAGAAACGAGUAAAAGCUAGUCAACUGCAAUUUCUAUAAAACAAAACUAACUAACAAAAAAACGUCGUGUUUAAACUGAUAAGUUGGAUAACAAUAACAAAACAAAAAAAAAGCAAAAGACUAUUUAAUGUGUGUGUGUGUGUGUCUUGUUUUCUGUGACGCCCUUGGCACCGAUGGCAUUAUUAGCAAAACGGCAACUUGUGGCCGGUAGGAGGAAUAGAGGACAAGAAGAAAUAUGUUGUGUCUCCACGGGACAUAACAAGAAAGAGCUUUGUUUCCGAUGUUAAUAAUGGUAACGAGCAAGGAUGAUUGGUUUUGUUCUUUUUAUAUAUCUGUCAUGUUGUUCGAAGUUAGCGAAUAGAUGGAGAAAAGGAGAGAGCGUGUGAAGAAUACUAAAAAAACACUAUCCUAUCAGUUGAACUAAUAACCUAUAAGCAAUUGUAUCUAAUUAAACAAAAGCAAAGACGCGCACAGAAACAAAUUUGUAAGUUAACCUGUCUACUGUGUACGGGAAACCGACUCACGAGACAAACAACAACAACAACAACAACAAAAACACACACAAACGAGUAUUUUAUUAUCGUCUAUACAUCCCUAGUACAUUUUCAACUAACGUUUAUGUACGAAACGAAAAACAUAACAUUAUCGUAAACCAAACACUAGAGUGGAGGUGCCCAGACAACGCAGAUCGGAAAGCCAAACAAGUAAGCAAAUAAGAACAAACAACCUACAAACCACACAUAUACAACUGCAAACGGAAAGCAAAUUACACUCAUUACUCAUUACGCGUAUUACGUAUACAUCAAACCAAACCCCUUAUACGAACAGCAACUUAUAACAUAACAUAGGACCCUUAUAAAAUAGCAAUGCAUUACGUCGUAACCGGAAAUAACUGAGGAAGGAAAACUGUGAAACCGUGUGUAUGGCAGAGAAAAAUAUGAAAGAGGAGCCGCAUAUAGAUGAUGCCGAAGCAAGUACCAGUUCUUCGGAACAAAGUCCUAGGGUAAUAUUGCAUGAAUGUUUUCUAUAACCUAACAAACAAACAAAAAAAACGAACAAAUAAAUAAAACAAAACAUUAAAAAAAACACACACACAAACAAUACGCUAAACCUUGGUAAGGGUGCGAGCUAAAUAGAGGAAAAAAAGAAGAAAAUAAUUCACAACCUGCAACAAAAGUUGAAAAUAAGAUAAUGAAGCUCAAAAAUUCGAACAACAUCCAUUAUUUUGGUUUGUGCACUAACAAUGAGCGCAAAAAAUCAAAACAAAAACAAAGGAGUUUGACAGAAAACAAACCCGAACACAAAUAUGCACCCAAAAACCCAUGACAUUUGCAAAAGAAAGCGCGUGAUAUACAAUUCACAAUAAUUUAGUAAAUAAUAGAGCAACGAGCGAAAGCGUGUAAAACGACGGAGGUUUACGUGUAAACUAUGUUAAGCAUUUCUGAAAAUGAACUAAACACAAAACGUUAGAAUGCAUACCGGAAUGUGUAAUAGAAAGAACGUAAAAAAUAAAUCAAGUAUGGUACUAAAGACAAAACUUAAGACAAAAUUGAAGACGGUCAAGCAAAAAUAAACAAACAAUCGAGCUGGUUGAAAAACAACAUAGGGAAACGGAAACAACAGCAGCCAUAAAGCACAACGGUGCGGAGAGAAAAGAAAUAACAACACAGUGAAACCGGUCAAAAAGUCUACUUACUCAAUAGUAAAAUUGAAAAUGUAAUUGUCAAAGCGAAACUUUGACACAGCGCGUUAGCUAAACAUAAUUAUUCUGAUACGGUGGAAAUUUGGAUGAAGCAUGUUUUAUUUUCGUUCUCAUACACGUUUAUAUCCAGGAACAGUAAGAGAUGAAAGUGGAAUUGAAAAUGAAAAAAAUGGCACUGAGUUUCUGUUUCUGCCUGCAACACGUUUUGUGCUCUGUGGUUCUUAACCAAUACUUCCAGCAGCUAUUAUAAAGCAAUCAAAAACCAAUAUGGCUUCACCGGUCGUAAUCUUCUUCCUGCUCAUCGCAAACACGCUAGCAGCAACAAACAAAAGCGAAAUAAGUAUUUCAAUAUGUAUGCCGGCCGGCUCUGACACGUUUCUGCACAUUAAUCCAACAAAUUUGCUGACCUGGCCAACACACACACGCACACAUACUCGUGCACGAAACGUUGAAGAAAAAUAGAUCAGAACAACAAGAAAAUUACAUUUAAAAAAGUACGUAAUACAUUAAGCAAAUCCAGAAAAAAGGAGCCACGACAAUUUGAUACUAUCCGAGGCAAUACAAUGAAAAUUACAAGGAUACAUUUGAAUGCACGAGUGAGCGUGUCUCCUCUCAGUGUGUGUGGGUGUGCCAUUUGUGUCAGUAAUCAGAAGAAAAAAUCGAGAUAAGUCUUACAGCAAAAACAAACAAAACACACCACAACAAAACGAAAUCGACAUCCGUUUGCAGCCCUUAACCUCCGGGAAAAGCAGCACAGGACAUUCGGUGCACGUUUGCAUAUGUUUACGUAGGUUGCUGAUUCAAUUAUCGAACAUUACGAGUAAAAUAUAUUGUAUUGGAUACACAUUUUUAAUGAAACAAUUGCAGAAAAACAACAAAUAGUGGAUAAUUUUAACAAACUCGUGUUUUGGUAAU